AUGCACACCAUCUUUCGAAUCGGUGAAGUUCGAAAAAUUGAUAAGAAAAGUCCACUUUAUGAAGUGGACCUUAAACUUACGUCGGAUGACGACCAACAACUUCGUCAAUUGACCGACCGCGUACGAGAAGAAUCUUCAGGUAGCACUGGAUGGUAUCGAAUGGGUAAAUUGCUGCUCACAAUUGGUCAAUUUGACAAGGCCGAAGAAUUGUACAUGGCACUACUAGAACAGGCAUCCGACGACAGUGAUAAAACACAUAUCUAUCACCAGCUCGGAUGGGUGAAACGAGAUCAAGGACAAUACAAAGAAGCAGCUUCAUUUUAUGAAAUGUCUCUCAAAAUUGAACGAAAAACUCUUCCAGAAGAUCAUCCUUCAUUAGCUAAUACCUACAACAGCAUUGGUCAAGUGUACCACAACAUGGGUGACUAUUCGAAAGCACUUGAAUUUUACGAAAAAGAUCUCGAAAUCACGAAAAAAGCUCUGCCUUCGAAUCAUCCCGAUUUGGCUACUUCCUACAACACUAUUGGUCAAGUGUAUAACAACAUGGGUAACUACUCGAGAGCACUUGAAUUUUACGAAAAAGCACAUAAAAUCUACGUAAAAGCUCUGCCUCCGACUCAUCCCUCAUUGGCUACUUCCUACGGCAACAUCGGUCAAGCGUAUAACAACAUGGGUGACUACUCGAAAGCACUUAAAUUUUACGAAAAAUCACUUAAAAUAAGAGAAAAAGCUCUGCCUUCGAAUCAUCCCUUAUUGGCUACUUCCUACAACGACAUCGGUGGAGUGUAUAACAACAUGGGUGACUAUUCGAAAGCACUUGAAUUCUACGAAAAAGCACAUAACAUCUACGAAAAAGCUCUGCCUCCGAAUCAUCCCGAUUUGGCUAUGUCCUACAACAACAUCGGUCUCGUGUAUAACAACAUGGGUGACUACUCGAAAGCACUUGAAUUUUACGAAAAAUCACAUAAAAUAAGAGAAAAAGCUCUGCCUCCGAGUCAUCCCGAUUUGGCUACUUCCUAUACUUGCAUCGGUCAAGUGUAUAACAACACGGGUGACUACUCGAAAGCACUUGAAUUUUACGAAAAAACACUUAAAAUAAGAGAAAAAGCUCUACCUUCUACUCAUCCCGAUUUGGCUCAAUCCUACAACAACAUCGGUGCAGUGUAUAACGGCAUGGGUGACUACUCGAAAGCACUUGAAUUUUACGAAAAAUCACUUAAAAUAAGAGAAAAAGCUCUGCCUCCGAAUCAUCCCGAUUUGGCUAGUUCCUACAACAACAUCGGUGGAGUGUAUAACGACAUGGGUGACUAUUCGACAGCACUUGAAUAUUCUAAAAAGAACUUUGAAAUUACAAAACAAGUUUUGCCUGAGAAUCAUCCUGAUUUGGCUUUCCCAUACAACUGGUUCGGAAAGAUUUAUCGCAGUAUGAAAGAUUAUUCAAAAGCACUUGAUAAUUUCGAGAAGUGUCUCGCAAUAUGGAAAAAAGGCUUACCUGAAAAUCAUCCAUAUCUAGCUGUAGCAUGCAGUAAUAUAGGUGAUGUUCAUCGAUUAAUGGGUAAUUAUGAAAAGGCACUUGCAUUUCAUCAAAAAGCAUUAAAUAUUCAAGAAAAUGUUCAAUGUAGUCCUCUCCAGGUUGCAACGACAUAUAUAAAUUUAGGUGAAACUUAUCGUGAAAUGAAAGAUUAUUCAACAGCAUUCACAUAUUUCGAAAAAGGAUUAGAAAUACGUAAAAAGAAAUUAUCAGAAAAUCAUCCUGAUUUAGCUGUUGUAUAUCAUAAUAUGGCAAAAUUAUAUUUGGCUACACGAAAAUAUAGUAUGGCAAUGAAAAAUAUUCAACAAGCAGUUGAAAUAGCUCAAGAAAAAUUACCUUCAACUCAUCCUCAUCUUUUGGAAUAUAAAGAAACAUUUGAAAAAAUUCGAAAGAAAAUGUAA
Rotaria sordida is the source of this 1932-nucleotide messenger RNA. NCBI's taxonomy places the organism in Eukaryota, Metazoa, Rotifera, Eurotatoria, Philodinida, Philodinidae. The record is from the annotation of a GenBank genome assembly.